GCCACGCCCACUUCCGCCCUCAUCCUGUAAACAAAGCUGCCAGCUGUCAGGAGUCCUGCCGAGUUUGGGCCCUUUAAACGGUGUUUUCCAACAUGGCGCAGGCCGGAGUGGUCCUCGACAAGGACCAGUUCAACUGCUCGAUAUGUCUGGACGUGUUGAAGGAGCCUGUGACCAUUCCGUGCGGCCACAGCUACUGCUCCGGCUGUAUCCAGCACUACUGGGACCAGGACGACUACCUCGGGGUGUACGGCUGCCCGCAGUGCCGGCAGAGUUUCAGCCCGAGGCCGCAGCUCGGCAGGAACACCAUGCUAGCCGACGUGGUGGAGAAAUUCAAAAACACGGGACUCCAGACGGCGGACACCCCGCCCGAAACCCAGAGUGUGGCCGGGCCCGAGGACGUGGGGUGUGAUGUGUGCACCGGGAGGAAAAACAAAGCCGUCAAGUCGUGCCUGGUGUGCCUGGCCUCGUACUGCGAGGCUCACCUGCAGCCCCACUACGAGUCAGCCGCCUUCAAGAAGCACAGGCUGGUGCCGGCCUCCCGGACGCUGCAGGACACCAUCUGCCCGGUCCACGACAAGCUGCUGGAGGUCUACUGCCGCACCGACAACAAGUGUAUCUGUUACCUGUGUCUGACAGACGAGCACAGGGGACACGACACGGUGCUGGCCGAGGUGGAAAAACAGCAGAAGCAGAGUCAGCUCGGAGAGAUGAAGCGAAGCUCUCAGCAGAGAAUCCAGGAGAGAGAGAAAGAGGUCCAGCACCUGAAACAAGCUGUUUUGUCUCUCACUCGUUCUGCUCGAGUAGCCACUGAGGAGAGCGACAAGGUCUUCACUGAACUGAUUCGCUCGAUCGAGCUGAAGCGUUUUGAAGUGAGGGAGCUGAUCAAAGUCCAGGAGAAGACGGCUGUGAGUCAGGCGGAGGAGCUGCUGGAGAAGAUCCAGAAGGAGAUCGCUGAGCUGAAGAGGAACGACGCUGAACUGGAGAAACUUGCACAUACCGAGGACCACAUCCACUUCCUUCAGAGCUGUCAGUCUCUCCGUGCUCCACCUGUGCUGGGACCCUUGCCGUCACUCACAGCUGACACCAACCUCACCUUUGGCCCGGUGAUGACAGCUGUCUCAGAUUUUAAAGUUUUAUUGCAGGAAGUUUGUCAGGGUGGAUUUGUCAGCAUCUACGAGAGAGUGAGAGAUGUGACAAUUAUAGAUUCUCCGAAUCACACUGGCCAGAUAGAAACGAUGCAAGCCAACAAUGCCCAGUCCAGUUCAGAUGAACUGAUAUGCUUGACCCCUACACCUGGGCUGGACCAAAGCACCGGGAGCCCUCUCAACCCUUUCCUCACUCCAGCACCUGCCGUUCCUACCUUCGGCGGCUUUGCCUUCUCACCGUUUGGUUCCCCCAGGGUGUUCCUGACUAACUCCACUUCUGUCUGCUCAGGCUCCAAACUGUCGUCUGGAUCCAGGCAGAGGCACCUGCAGCGACGCUCACACCCCAGGAGGAAAUAGCCAUGUAGCAGACAUCAGAAUCCACAUCUCAUUACUGGAGAUGAAGAUACAGUGGUUGAAUGUCAUUAUGCUAAAGCGCUCUCCUUUUGUUGUCUUCACUCUCAUCAGCACUGAUACAUCUGAAUUGUAUUUAAUAUUUCAUUUUUUGGCAACUGCCAGUCAUUUAUCUUCGCAUCAGUGCAUGUGGGAAAGACACAAGGAUGUGCUCUUAUAGGGGCCACUGAAGACCACACUGACUGUGUAUUAACUGUGUCUAAAUUAAGCUACAUGAAAGGAGAGCUCACCUCACUACUUGCCACAUUUCAGUAUUUGCAAGUGACAUUUAGGAGAGAAUUUAUGUUUUUAUAAAAUAUUAUGGUUUUCUAAUUAAUCAUUCUCCUUUUUUUUAACCAAAGAUUUGUAACAAUCAUUUUACUUUGCAGACAAGUGUAAUACAAUGUGAUUUGUGACAUGCUUAGAUUAAAAAAGCAAACAAUGUUAAACACU
Myripristis murdjan (pinecone soldierfish) is the source of this 1988-nucleotide messenger RNA. It is a transcript of the gene ftr67, whose product is annotated as finTRIM family, member 67. Gene Ontology annotation, molecular function: zinc ion binding. The coding region runs from base 93 to 1502 and encodes 469 amino acids. The record is from RefSeq and is a predicted model, not a curated record. NCBI's taxonomy places the organism in Eukaryota, Metazoa, Chordata, Actinopteri, Holocentriformes, Holocentridae. The transcript has 7 exons.